Molecule: messenger RNA, 2071 nt
Organism: Dermatophagoides farinae (American house dust mite)
Lineage: Eukaryota; Metazoa; Arthropoda; Arachnida; Sarcoptiformes; Pyroglyphidae
Source: RefSeq, a predicted model, not a curated record
ACAAAACAUUUCACUGACACACACACACAUAUACACAAAAGCGAAUUCAAUGAAAUGGAAAUGAUCAAACAUUUUAAUCGUAAAAAUUCAUCUUUAAUAACCAAUAUUUUCUAUCAUUCUAUUGGUCUAUUGUUUUUCAUUAUGAAAUUUGGUCAAAAGAAAAAUUCAAAUACUCAAACCGAUUUGAAAAUCUCAUCACAAAAAACGUGGCUAGAAUGGAUUCAUCAAAUUCAUCAUUUGGAUCAUUUACAUCCAUUAAUUCGAUUAUUUAUUCCAUAUAAAAGUUUACAAUAUUUUAAUGAUUAUUAUAACUAUGUACGACGUAUCCACCAUCAUCGGCAACAAACAAAUGAAAAUGCUAAAUCACCAAUUGUAUCGUUUCUAUUAUACAAUAAUCAUUGUUCAUAUGGCAAAAUUAAUACAUCUAACAUUCUUAUAUUUAUCACGUAAUCAUACAGAUGAUAUGAUAAAAAUUAUUCAAGGUGACAUAUCCAUCAUAUUCCAGCAUUCUGGCAACUUUUUAUUCGACCAUUUCAUAUUGGAAAUCGUAUAUUGGCUGAUAUUUUAUUCAGUCAUGAUCAUCCAGAACGUCGAUAUUUCAUUCCACCAUAUAAGAUUUAUGACUAUUCAGCCGUUAAUUGUAUCAAAUGGACUGGUUGGUCAUGUGCAAAUGUUUUACAUUUAUUUUUUCCAAUUUUACAUAUAAUAACUUUAAUUCUUUUAUCGACAAUUAUCGAAUAUAUUGUGGAACAUUGUGAAUAUUUUCAAAUCGAUAAUGGUGUAUAUUUGAUUAUAACAUUGAUAUUGAUAUUUAUAAUUGUAAUAAUUGUUACAAUUAUUGGUUAUUCAUUAAUUUUUUUCUUCAUCAAUAUCAGUAUCAUGAUUGUUUGUCAAGGUUUAAUGAUAUUAUUAUUUAUUUGGAUACGAUUAUGGCAAGCACGAAAUUAUCUUCGAUUAAUAUCGCUCAAAUCCAAUAUUGAUCAUAUACAACGUUCAUUGAAAAAAUUUAUUAAAUUUCAACGACAAACCAUUUCGUUGAUCAUUUUGGUGGAUCGUUUUUAUAGUAAAUCAUUUCUAUUGAUUAUGUUGAUUAGUUUGCCGAUCAAUAUUUUUGCUAUUAUUGAAUUAAUUUGUGGUAAUGCAAUGAAAUUUAUUAUUAUAAUACUUGCAUUACAUGAAUGGUUGAUUAUAUUUGCCUUGCAUUUAUUGAUUGCAACAAUCAAUGAACGUAUAAAAUUAUCCAAUAAACAAAUGUUUGGCAUAUUGGCAAGAACAACAACAACAACAAUAACAAAACGAAUCGUUACAAAUCAUCAACCAAAUUCAUUUUAUUUUAAUUGGAAUUGUAAUUGUUACCUGCAGACAAUGUAUACGCAAAUAAGACCAUAUGGUUUUACAUAUGGAUCAAUUAGUUUAGUAUCGAUGCAAUCAUUUGUAUUGUUGACCGUUGGCUAUAUUCAAGGAAUAUUAUUCUUUUAUAAAUUAUUCAAUCACCUAUGAUCAAUCAAUUAAUCAUUUUGUAAUCGAAUAAAUCGCCUCAUCCGUUGACCAAUGGACCAUAUGAAUAUCGUAUAAGCAAAGAUCAUAAUCCAUGAACAAAUAUUGGCCAAUAUAUGCCACAAAUAGCCAUCAAUAUAAUGUGGCCAAUAUAAACGUAAAUGUUGAUGAAGGAUAUGUUUAAAUUUUGGUAAUUGUUUGGCAGAAAUGAUGAAAAAAACAACACUUGUCCAUGAAGAAAUUACAUACAGAAUUGUCGAUAUAAACAUUGUUAUCGGUUUGGAUUCAACUUGGCCAUAAUCGUAUAAUUUUUUACAUAAAAAACACAUAAGAAACAUGUAUAUAGAUGUCGCCAAAUACAUCCAACAAAUACCAAUUGAAUGAAUGAUAAAUUGUUGAUUUGAACGGAAAUUAAUCCAAAUCAAUGUACCGAUGGUGGCCAAAAUUGCUACAAUCAAUGCUUGAUGAUUUCUUUGCUGUAAUUUUUGUAUCGUCUGUUGUGAUUCACUAUUCAUAUUUGUUUCUUUUGUCAUAGCCAUAUUAAAAUAGUAUUUCAAUUGUCGAUAACGAUAAA